This is a messenger RNA of Magallana angulata, 4367 nucleotides long. Its product is annotated as splicing factor 3B subunit 3-like. Gene Ontology annotation, cellular component: nucleus; U2 snRNP. Gene Ontology annotation, biological process: mRNA splicing, via spliceosome. Bases 139 to 3792 code for a protein of 1217 amino acids. The transcript has 28 exons. Gene Ontology annotation, molecular function: protein binding; U2 snRNA binding. The record is from RefSeq and is a predicted model, not a curated record. NCBI's taxonomy places the organism in Eukaryota, Metazoa, Mollusca, Bivalvia, Ostreida, Ostreidae.
GACGGUCUCGCUUACAUCCGGUUUUGCCGGCAAACAUCGUUGUGUCGUUCGAUGAUGCUGUGAAAAUCGACAAUCAUCCGUGUUAUGGUAGUGUGAUAUUUUUCAAUGCAGAUGGCAUUUUAAACCAUAUAAUCAGCCAUGUUUUUGUACAACCUUACACUGCAGAGGGCCACUGGCAUAACAUGUGCCGUGCAUGGCAACUUCUCAGGGUCCAAAUUGCAAGAAAUUAUUGUUUCCAGAGGCAAAAUAUUAGAGCUGCUAAGACAUGAUCCAAAUACGGGUAAAAUUUACCCAGUAUUGUCUGUUGAGGUUUUUGGAAUGAUUCGCUCACUGAUGCCAUUCAGAUUGACUGGUGGAUCGAAAGAUUAUGUUGUGGUUGGAUCUGAUUCUGGAAGGAUUGUCAUUCUAGAGUAUAUUGCACAAAAGAACAUUUUUGAAAAGGUUCAUCAGGAAACAUUCGGAAAAAGUGGAUGUAGAAGAAUAGUCCCCGGACAGUACCUUGCAGUAGAUCCAAAGGGCAGGGCUGUCAUGAUAGGAGCAGUAGAGAAGCAGAAAUUGGUGUACAUUUUGAACAGAGAUGCCUCUGCAAGACUGACCAUCUCCUCGCCCUUAGAAGCCCACAAAGCCAAUACACUAGUUUACCACAUGGUUGGGGUGGAUGUUGGCUUUGAAAAUCCUACUUUUGCCUGUCUUGAAAUUGAUUAUGAGGAAGCUGAUAUGGAUCACACAGGAGAAGGUGCAAAGAACACACAGCAGCUAUUGACUUACUACGAGUUGGAUUUGGGAUUAAAUCAUGUAGUUAGAAAAUACUCCGAAUCCCUUGAAGAGCAUGCUAACUUCCUUAUAUCUGUACCUGGAGGCAGUGAUGGUCCCAGUGGAGUCUUGAUAUGUUCUGAAAAUUACAUCACCUACAAAAAUCUGGGUGACCAGCCAGACAUCAGGUGUCCCAUUCCAAGGAGAAGGAAUGACCUUGAUGAUCCUGAGAGAGGAAUGAUUUUUGUCUGCAGUGCAACACAUAAAACUAAAAGCAUGUUCUUUUUCCUGGCACAAACUGAACAAGGAGAUAUCUUCAAAAUCACACUAGAGACAGAUGAAGACAUGGUCACAGAAAUCAUAUUGAAGUAUUUUGACACAGUUCCUGUUGCAGCCAAUAUGUGUGUGCUGAAGUCUGGGUUUCUCUUUAUUGCAUCAGAGUUUGGAAACCAUUACUUAUACCAAAUCGCUCAGUUAGGAGAUGAUGAUGAAGAACCUAGAUUCAGCAGUGCAUCACAAUUAGAGGAAGGUGAACCUCACUUCUUCUCGCCUCGACCUCUGAAAAACCUGGUACAGGUUGAUGAGAUGGACAGUUUGUCACCCAUCACACACUGUCAGAUAGCUGAUUUGGCCAAUGAGGACACCCCACAGUUGUAUACUCUCUGUGGAAGGGGCCCCAGGUCCACAUUGAGGGUACUAAGGCAUGGAUUGGAGGUCUCUGAAAUGGCUGUGUCCGAACUUCCUGGUAACCCCAAUGCUGUCUGGACUGUCAAAAAGAAUAUUGAUGAUGAAUUUGAUGCAUACAUUAUCGUGUCCUUCGUGAACGCUACCCUGGUACUGUCCAUUGGAGAGACUGUAGAGGAAGUGACGGACUCUGGUUUCCUGGGAACCACACCAACACUGUCCUGCUCACAGCUCGGAGAUGAUGCUUUGGUGCAGAUUUAUCCUGAUGGAAUUCGUCACAUCCGAUCAGACAAAAGAGUUAAUGAGUGGAAGACGCCAGGGAAAAAGAGCAUUGUCAAAUGUGCCGUCAACCAGAGACAAGUGGUUAUAGCCCUAACUGGGGGAGAACUGGUCUACUUUGAAAUGGACCCAACAGGACAGUUGAAUGAGUACACAGAGAGGAAGGAGAUGUCCUCCGAGGUGGUGUGCAUGGCCCUAGGUAGAGUCCCCGUGGGUGAACAGAGAUGUCGCUUUCUGGCAGUAGGCUUGUCUGAUAACACUGUCAGGAUCAUCUCAUUGGAUCCCUCGGAUUGUUUGUCACCACUGAGUAUGCAGGCCUUGCCGGAGCCUUCCGAGUCCUUGUGUAUUGUAGAGAUGGGGGGAACUGAAGCCAAAGAAGAAACAGGGGAGCCUGGCACUGUAGGGGGCCUGUUCCUGAACAUUGGACUUCAGAACGGUGUAUUGCUGAGGACGGUGUUGGACAAUGUUACAGGGGAUCUCUCGGACACUAGGACUAGGUACCUGGGAGUAAGACCCGUCAAGUUGUUCAGAAUCUCAAUGCAAGGCUCAGAGGCUGUUUUAGCCAUGUCCAGCAGAUCAUGGCUUAGCUAUACCUAUCAGAACAGAUUUCAUCUUACACCCUUGUCAUACGAAACACUGGAAUACGCAUCAGGUUUUGCAUCAGAACAGUGUCCAGAAGGCAUUGUCGCCAUCUCUACCAACACCUUGAGAAUUUUGGCUUUAGAGAAACUGGGAGCUGUGUUUAACCAGGUAUCUCACCCUCUUCAGCACACACCAAGGAAAUUUGUGAUACACCCAGAGACAAACAAUCUGAUAGUGAUAGAGACAGAGUACAAUGCUUACACAGAGGCCACAAAGAUGGAGAGGAAACAACAGAUGGCAGAGGAAAUGGUAGAGAUGGUAAGUGCUGAGGAGAGAGAAAUGGCAGCAGAGAUGGCCGCUAACUUCCUGAAUGAAGAGCGGUCAGAGAGUAUAUUUGGAGCCCCAAAGGCUGGUCCUGGAAUGUGGGCAUCCAUCAUCAGAAUUAUCAACCCAAUCUCUGGCAAUACAUUGGAAAAAAUUCAGCUGGAACAGAACGAAUCUGUGCACAGCAUUGCUUUGUUGAAGUUUGCCAGUCGAGGUGAUGAUCAGUUUGUAUUGGUUGGUGUUGCAAGAGACCUAGUGUUAAAUCCACGAUCUUUGACUGGAGGAUUUCUUUAUUUGUAUCAAUUGGAAGAUGGAGGGGAAUCCUUGAAGUUGCUGCACAAAACUCCUGUGGAAGAUGUGCCUGGGGCUAUUGCUUCAUUUCAGGGUCGCGUUCUCAUUGGAGUUGGAAGAUAUCUAAGAAUAUAUGACAUAGGAAAAAAGAAAAUGUUAAGAAAGUGUGAAAACAAGAGCAUUCCCAAUUAUGUGUCGGCAAUUCAUACAGUUGGCAACCGUAUCAUUGCGUCGGACGUUCAGGACAGCUUUCAUUUUGUGCGAUACAAGCGACAGGAGAACCAGUUGAUUGUGUUUGCUGACGACACAAACCCACGGUGGAUCACGGCCUCCUGUUCUCUGGACUACAACACAGUGGCUGGGGCAGACAAAUUUGGAAACAUCACAAUUAUCAGACUACCUGGAGAUGUUAGUGAUGAUGUGGAUGAGGAUCCCACAGGAAACAAAGCCUUGUGGGAUAGGGGUCUGCUGAAUGGGGCAUCACAGAAGGCUGAUGUGAUGAUGAACUUCCAUCUGGGUGAGAUGGUGACAUCCCUGCAGAAGGCCACAUUGAUCCCAGGAGGUUCAGAAUCUCUGGUCUACACCACCCUGUCUGGAGGAAUAGGAAUGCUGGUGGCAUUCACUUCUCAUGAGGACCAUGAUUUCUUCCAACAUUUGGAGAUGUACAUGAGGACGGAGCAUCCACCCCUGUGUGGACGAGAUCAUUUGUCCUUCAGGUCCUACUACUAUCCUGUCAAGAAUGUGAUAGAUGGAGACCUGUGUGAAAUGUUCAACUCAAUGGAUCCUGUCAAACAGAAGAGUGUGUCGGAGGAGUUGGACAGAACACCAAGUGAAGUUUCAAAGAAACUUGAAGACAUCCGAACCAGAUACGCUUUCUAAUUGGAUGGUGUGUGUAUAUGCAUGAUAAUUCUGACAGUGGUGAAUAAGACCUGUACACAGGACUUUAAAUACAAUGAGACAGUGUACCCCACCCAAGAUGAAGAGGAGACAUCCACAGUGAUUGUUUGUAAAUGUACAAAUUUGACAUUUGUUAUAAAAUGUUCCUCAGUCAGCAGUCAAUGUUACAUGCACAUUCAAUAUCAUUUGACCAGAGUGUGUUUUGUACAUUGAUUUUUAUCAUAAUCAUGAAAAGCAACUUAUCAUUGUACAUUGACAGUCAUCAUUCAUGUCUGUUUGGAUAUUUUUUUUUAAAUAUACAUGUACCUGUAUUUAAUAUUUGUUCUCUGCGAUUGCAAUUAUUCUUGUUUGUUUAUUGUGCAAGUGUAGAAGAACAUCAAGAACCAGUUACUGAAUAUCUUCAGUCAAGAAUUGACAACUUUUCUGUCACUGAAAAUUGAGCUAAAUUAUUUCAUAUUGCUGUUGUCUAAUUGUUUAAGUUCAUGAUCAGACUCUUGAUUAACUGGAAGUUGUAAAGUAAUGGCCAUAUGAGAAGAAUAAAUCAAUGAUUGACUUAA